AUGAAACAACCAACUGAAAAUCUUUCAACAACAGAUUCAGAGUGUACAACAUGUAAUGGUCAUCCAAAUGAUUUGAUAAAAACACGUAAAGAUUCUGAUAAUGAUGAUUCAGCAACAAAUACAAGUUCAACAUCAUCAGUUAAUGAUGUACCAUUAAAUAAUUGUCCUGAUACAUCAUCUUCAUCAUCAAAUUUAAAUACAAGUGAAAUAACAACAACAACAAAUCCAAAUAGUUCAAAUGAACUUGUUGUUUUACCUGAAAUAUCCUUUAAUAUACGAGUACAAUCACCUGGUUUAGACACAUUUGAUUUACCAGUAACAUCAAGUGAACUUGUUCAAGAAAUUCAUCAAGUAUUAAUGGAUAAAGAAGAAACAUGUCAUCGUACGUGUUUUUCAUUACAACUUGAUGGUGUUAUUUUAGAUAAUUUUACUGAAUUAAAAAAUAUUGAAGGAAUUAAAGAAGGAAGUUUAUUAAAAGUUGUUGAAGAACAAUAUACCGUACGUGAAGUACGUAUUCAUGUACGACAUAUUAAUGAAUUAAUACAUUCAUGUGAUUUAAAUGAUUUAUAUAAUGGUACAAAUGGUUAUUCGUUAUGUCUUGUAAAUGAUAUAACAAAUAGUGAUAUACCUUCAUCACCAAAUACUGAUCGUAAAAAAGGUGCUGAAAUACCUGAUAAUGAUUCUAGUGUACCUGAAUAUCUUCUACCUAAUCAAAAUGAUGUCCUACUUACACCACUUUUUACAACAAAUAAUAAAGUUAAUAGAUUACAAUGUCUUAAAGUCUUGUCCUACAGUGGUUGGAAUCCACCAAAUGGUUCAAGAAAAUUACAUGGUGAUCUUAUGUAUUUACAAGUAACAACAUGUGAAGAAAAAUCAUUUCAUAUAACAGCUUGUACGAAAGGUUUUUAUGUUAGUCAAACAUCAGAUGAAAAAUUUAUUCCAAAACCGGUGCAACCUAAAGCUAUUUUUCAUUCACUUGUUGAUCUAUUGAAUAAUGUAAGUCCAAUAUUUAAAAAGAAAUUUUCUGCAAUUCAACGUAAACGUUGUACAAAACAUCCAUUUGAACGUAUACAAGUUCCAUAUCAAAUUCAUCCAUGGUUAUCACCACGUUUUGAACAUACCAUAGAUCAUUUUCGAGCAGAAGAUGCAAAUAUAAAUAAACUUGGUCAUGAAGAUCAUAUACCUGGUCAAGUACGUGAUUGGAAUGAAGAAUUACAAAUCACCAAAGAAUUACCAAAGAAAAGUUUACCAGAAAGACUUAUAAGAGAACGUGCAAUGUUUAAAGUACAUAGUGAUUUCGUUUCAGCUGCUAUCCGAGGUUGUCAAGCAGUUGUUGAUGGAAAUAUAAUGGCAAUUAAUCCUGGUGAAGAAUCAAAAGUUCAUAUGUAUAUAUGGAAUAAUAUGUUCUUCAGUCUUGGUUUUGAUGUUAAAGAACAUUAUAAAGAUUUUGGUGGUGAUGCUGCUGCUCAUUCAGCUCCAACAAAUGAUUUACAAGGUGUUCGUGCUAUAAAUACACUUGAUUUAGAUGGUUUACAUACGUUAGGCACUAUUGUUGUCGAUUAUCGUGGCAUGCGUGUUACUGCACAGUCAAUUGUACCUGGUAAUUUAUUAUUAUUAUAUAAAUAUACUCGAAUAAAAACAUAUUUUCUUACUGAUGAACAUCGUAUAUAUACUUCAUUACUUAUUGAAUUACCACAUCUUGAACGUUUAAUACGUGCGAAACAAUCGAAUUUAUCUUCUAUACAAAAUCGUUUAAUAAAAGUUGAAAAAUAUUUAACAAAAUAUACAUGGCAUUUAAAACGUUUAAUUAAAACAAUUCAUUAUAAUGAACAAGUACAGAAAAAAAUAUCAUAUUUUAAUUCAUUUGAUUUUGAUUUGGAAAAAACGAUUCAAAAGAAUCAAACAAAAUUUCUUGUCUAUUUUCAUUCGAUUAAUAUUUCAAAUGAUAUUGAUUAUGAUAGUUUAUAUAAAUUUAAUAAGAAAAUUUCAAAUAUUCAUAAUUCUUAUAUAACAUUAAAUAAAACUGAAGCUUAUUUACACGUUAUCUAUUUGCCAAUACGAUCGAAUAAAUUUAAUAUUUGUUAUAAAGAUGUAAUUGAUCAAAAAUAUUUUGUUUUAUAUGAAUUUAUAAAUUAUACUGGUGAAGAUAUUGAUGAAAAAUGUUUUCAUGGAAAUUUUCUUCCUGUUAAAUUCUUUACUCAAUUUAAUAAUACAAAUAUUAAUAAUGAUCGUUGGAGAUUAAAUGACACACAACAACUAUCAAUUGGCGUUAUUUAUUUAAAUACAAAUGUAACUAUAUCUACACAUGAAUAUAAUCAAUUAAAUAACAAAUAUUAUAUAGCCAUGCAAUGUUUUCACCCAUCUUGUUCACAAAUUAUUUCGAAUAAAAAUCUUUCUCUUAUAUCUAUUAUCUGUUCUUCUUCGUCGUAUUCAAUUUUGAUUCAAAAUCAAUUCUAUGAAUUAUUUUUUUAUCUAUUAUCUCAACAAAUUCAUGUCAUUGCUUUAAAUUGUGAACAUUAUCUUCCAUAUUCAAAAGUUAUCGACUGGUCACAUCCAUCAGCAUCCUAUUCAUGGUUAUAUACAAUCUAUUUUCAAACAUUUGAACGUCAUUUUCACACCACUAUUGCUUAUUUACGUACACAUUUUCGUUUACCAACAUUACCAAAAUCAUCAAACUUCGUUGAAAUAAAAAAUCGAUUAACUAAAGAAAAUAAUUUCUAUUAUUUAAUUCACCCUCGAAAUCUUAAUUUUACUCAAAUGCCUAUUGGUUUAAUGGAUAAAAUUAGUUUUCAAUCAAAUAAAAAAACUUCCAUACAAAUCGAACCAACAUUCUACGAUCAAUGGAAUCGUUUAUAUCAACCAUUUUAUCGUUCGGAAGUAUUAACUAAUCCAUUUGAAAUACCAUCUUCGAAUGAAAAAUAUACUAUUAUUAUCCUAACACAUAAAAAACGUUUCUAUCAAUUAAAUCGUUUAUUAUUACAUUUAAAUGGUUUAAUAAAUGUUCAUCGUAUUCUUGUUUUAUUUAAUCAAAUUGAUAAAAUUGAAAAAUCUGAAAAUCUAUCAUUAAAAGAUUUUCUUGAUGAUUAUUAUAUUUAUUUACCAUCAAUACAUGUUGAAAUUAUAUAUAUAUUUAAUUUAACAAAUAAUUUAAAUAAUCGAUUUUUACCAUGGAAUGAAUUUAUUCAAACAGAUUGUAUCUUGUCAUUAGAUGAUGAUAGUUUUUUACGACAUGAUGAAAUUGAAUAUGCAUUUCGUAUAUGGUUAGAAAAUCGUUCGAGACUUAUUGGUUUUAUUUCUCGUUCACAUAAUUUAAUUACAUUAGAAUAUGAUGCAUCAUCAUCAUCAUCAUGUUCAUAUUCGAUGAUAUUAACUGGCGCAGCUUUUUUACAUCGUUGGUAUUUAGAUUUUUAUACGAAUAUUAUGUCUGAACAAAUACGUGAAUAUAUACAAAUGAAUAUAAAUUGUGAAGAUAUUGCAAUGAAUUUUUUAAUAAGUUAUUUAACAAAACAAAGUCCAAUUAAAAUUGGACAUCGUGAAACAUUUCAUUGUUAUAAAUGUGAAGAAAGUUUAUCAAAUAAAAUAACUCAUUAUAAACAAAGAACUGAAUGUAUAAAAUAUUUUUCAAAUAUCUAUCGUUUAAUACCAUUACGUUAUUCAGUUCAUCGUCUUGAUCAUUUAUUAAAUAUAUCAUCUUGUUUUUCAUAG
Adineta steineri is the source of this 3705-nucleotide messenger RNA. The record is from the annotation of a GenBank genome assembly. NCBI's taxonomy places the organism in Eukaryota, Metazoa, Rotifera, Eurotatoria, Adinetida, Adinetidae.